AUUGAAGGGGGGACCAUGGCCACUGUGGCCCCUCAAUGGCUCCGCCCUGCGUUCUGUAACUUGAAAGACUUCGAAGUUCAACAGCUUUAUAAAGCAGCAUGCCUCUUCUUGUUUCCCUCGCUGCUUUCUCGCUGGUCUCUACAUCAAUCGGUUCAAGCAAUGGCUGAGAAGAUCUCCACACUAAUCAUCAAAGUAGACCUGGAAUGCUGCCACUGCUAUAAGAAGAUCAGAAAGGUUCUGUGCAAGCUCCAAGAACGAGAGAAGAUCCAGACCAUCGAAUACGACAAGAAGAAGAACACCGUCAAAGUUUCCGGCCCUUUCGAUGCCGAGGGCCUGAAAAGGAAGCUGCUUUGCAUGGCCUGCGACGUGAUCACGGGCAUCGAGAUCGUUCCCCCGCCGAAGCCACCGGAUAAGCCGCCGACCCCUCCCCCGCCGCCGCCGCCGAAGCCGUGUCCGCCGAAGGUGGUGUGUAUUUUUCCGCCGUGGCCGUGCCAGCCACCGCCACUGUGCCCGCCACCACCACCGCCACCGCCACCGCCCCCGCCACCGCCACCGCCACCGCCACCGCCACCUCCUCCCCCUCCGCCGCCGGCGUGUCCGUGGCCGAGGUGCUGCUGGCAGCCGUGCCCGUGCCCGUGCCCGUCGCCGCGCCCCGAUCACCGAGGAGGAAUCGGAUGCUACCAGUGCUGCACGUGCGGGAAGGAAGACAGCGGAUCGUGGCCCCCGCACAGCUGCGGCCGCUGUGGCGGUGCUGGCGGCUGUACCUGGUGCUGCAAGGUCGUCACCCCGCCCAGCUGCGGCCACUGUGGCGGUGCUGGCGGCUGUCCCCGGUGCUCCGGCGGCGGCUGCAAGAUCGUCUGCGAGGAAGACCCUGGGUCCAUCUGCCCCACCAUGUGACCCAACUUAAUCACUUAUAUGCUGUAUCGGAAUGCUUUCAUCCUUUCUUAUUUUCUGUAUAAUAUAAGAAGAAUCUAUCUCGGACAAUCUGAUGCAAAAUGCUGGAGCUAUUGCUGUAAAUAAAGAGCUCAAUGUUUUAAGUGUAGAAUUACUAUACUAUGAGUAGCAUAAAAUAAUUAUUGCUUUAAAUUUUUUA
Messenger RNA from Ananas comosus (pineapple), 1093 nucleotides. Its product is annotated as protein PYRICULARIA ORYZAE RESISTANCE 21-like. Lineage: Eukaryota; Viridiplantae; Streptophyta; Magnoliopsida; Poales; Bromeliaceae. The transcript has 3 exons. The coding region runs from base 16 to 897 and encodes 293 amino acids. The record is from RefSeq and is a predicted model, not a curated record. Gene Ontology annotation, biological process: regulation of defense response to fungus.